This is a messenger RNA of Pollicipes pollicipes, 1594 nucleotides long. RefSeq names its product protein SpAN. NCBI's taxonomy places the organism in Eukaryota, Metazoa, Arthropoda, Thecostraca, Pollicipedomorpha, Pollicipedidae. Bases 14 to 1447 code for a protein of 477 amino acids. The transcript has a single exon. Gene Ontology annotation, biological process: proteolysis. Gene Ontology annotation, molecular function: metalloendopeptidase activity; zinc ion binding. The record is from RefSeq and is a predicted model, not a curated record.
CUAUCAGUCGAGCAUGAUGAGGAUCCUGCUGGUCUGCAGCCUGGCGGUGAUGGCGGCGGCCAAGCCGCGCCAAGCCGUCACCCCCAUCGACCAGUGGGUGACGGACCCGCCUUCACAGUCCGGCGACGACCGCAAACCAGUUAUACCUGUCGACAACAGCUUCGAGUACCGCAACCCCGACUUUACGGACGACGGCCUGGAGCUGUUCGAGUCGGACAUGGUACUGACGGAGGCGCAACGGUCGAACCGGCAGGCCAGCAGCAACCUCUGGACCAGCCCGGUCAGCUUCGCCAUCAGCUCCACCUCGGCGGGCGACCGCACGGCCAUCUUGGCCGGCAUCCAGCACUGGCGCGACCGCACCUGCAUCGAGUUCAACGAGGUGUCCGAGGGCUCGUCCACGCCACACAUCAAGUUUAUCAAGUCGAGCGGCUGCUGGUCAUACGUGGGUCAGGUCACCGGCUCGGGCGGCCAGGAUCUGAGCAUCGGCACCGGCUGCACCGGGCUGGGCACUGUGGCCCACGAGAUUGGCCACGCUUUGGGCCUCAGUCACCAGCAGUCGCGCACCGACCGUGACACGUACGUUGAGAUCCUUUUCCAGAACAUCCAGUCGGGCAGGGAGGGCAACUUCGCCAUCCGCAGCAGCUCCAGCAACUAUUCGGUGCCGUACGACCUGACCUCGGUCAUGCAUUACGGCAGCACGUACUUCACCAGCAACGGCGAAAACACGAUCCAGGUGCGCAACUUCCUACACGAAGGUCUGAUCGGGAACCGGGGCGGCCUCUCCCACCGUGACCAGCAGAUCGCCAACGCCAUGUACCAGUGCGCCUCCCCGUGCUCGAGCCCGCCCACCUGCCAGAACGGCGGCUUCGUCGGCGGGUCAUGCACGUGCGUCUGCCCGAGCAACACGGCUGGCACAAACUGCGAGACGCUCAACGGUGAGUACUAUCCGGGACCGGACUGCGGCGACCAGGACAUGCGCCAGCCGGGCACUAUCACCUCACCCAACUAUCCAAGCAACUUCCCCGUCAACGUCGUCUGUUACUGGGUCAUUACGGCCGGCGAGGGCCAGACGGUCAAGGUUACGAUCAACGACAUGGCCAUGCUGUACCGGCGCAACGGGCAGUGCUAUUGGGACUUCUUGGCGCUCCGCUACAGCGGCGACGUUCACACCAACGACCAGAAGGCGUGCGACGACGAACUGCAGGGCCAGAGCUUCACGUCUACUGGUAACAGCUUCAUCGUCCAGUUCCAUUCGGGCAACUACGGCUGGCAUCGCGGCUUCACCGCCGACGUCGAGUUCCUGGGCACAGCGCAGACCACCACCUCCACCACUGCCUCCACCACCACCGCCUCCACCACCACCGCCUCCACCACCACCGCCUCCACCACCGCCGCCUCCACAGCGGCUCCAAGCGGUAAUUGCGGCGGUGCCCGGCGCCUGCCUUAGACAUACAACAACCGCGCACGAAUCUUCAGCCCCAAAGUCAGAAGUGGGCGGUCAGAGCUAAAUAGAUCAUGACAUGGUCUUAUGAUGGGACUUACUGCUACGGCCGGCUUUGCCGGAAUGUAAAUAAAAUGCAGAAGCUGUGCAACA